This is a messenger RNA of Rhinocladiella mackenziei CBS 650.93, 2661 nucleotides long. RefSeq lists its product as uncharacterized. Gene Ontology annotation, molecular function: DNA binding; ATP binding; DNA ligase (ATP) activity. The transcript has a single exon. The coding region runs from base 1 to 2661 and encodes 886 amino acids. Lineage: Eukaryota; Fungi; Ascomycota; Eurotiomycetes; Chaetothyriales; Herpotrichiellaceae. Gene Ontology annotation, biological process: lagging strand elongation; DNA biosynthetic process; double-strand break repair via alternative nonhomologous end joining. The record is from RefSeq and is a predicted model, not a curated record. Gene Ontology annotation, cellular component: DNA ligase III-XRCC1 complex.
AUGGAAAGCCCAGCUAAGCGACGAAAGAAGAACAACUCCAAGCCGGCGGUCGUUCCACACCGCAGUCUCGACUUUUUUUUCCGGAAACACAACGAUCGACAAGAAGAAGCGAGUGAAGGCUCCGCAAAAGAUGGAGAUGCAGAGGAGCAACCCUCGGUGAAGGCCGAGGAUGACCAGGCGUCCUCUGAGCAACAACUUACGGAUGAAGAGUUGGCCAGGAAAUUGCAGGAAGAAUGGACAAGAGAAGACGAGCAACACUCCAGCGGUCAUGACAUUUCCAACGGCCACGCAUCGCCGAAGAAUGUCACGGACCGGGAGCACAAGGCGGAAGACGACGUGAGGGAUUUCGUCGCUGCUGCUCUCGAUCACCCUGCGCCUGAAUCGCAGCCUACACCGAACGGGAACAAGAAGGGAGUACUCGGUUUGCAGUCUACGACCACCGAGGAAGACACCAUCACCUUGACAUUACCGUUCGAUCAGAGUCCGUUGUCAUUUGACCCUUUGCAAUAUGUGUCAGAGCUGAAAAGACAUUGGACAGCAGACGGAGGCGGUGCUUCAUACGCUCUCCUUACCAGAUGCUUCGUCCUCGUCAACUCGACUCAAAGUCGGAUCCAGAUUGUCAACACUCUCGUCAACUGUUUGAGAGUCAUCAUUGAAGCUGACCCUGAGAGCCUUCUACCGGCCGUGUGGCUGGCUACGAACUCCAUCUCGCCACCGUACAUUUCCCUAGAGCUUGGCCUGGGCGGCUCUGCCAUCUCGAAAGCAUUGAAGAAGAUAUGCGGCCUCGAUGGCGCCGGACUGAAAAGCCUUUACGACAAGCAUGGCGACGCGGGAGACGUGGCAUUCGAAGCGAAAAAACGACAAAGCUUCACGCUGCGAAAGCCAAAGCCUCUCACUAUCAAGGGCGUCUAUCAAACGCUCGUCAAAAUCGCGAAUAGUAAAGGCCAGGGAAGCGUCGAACAAAAACAGAGGUUGGUUGAACGCUUAUUGCAAGAUGCUCGAGGCCCAGAGGAAAGCCGAUACGUUGUACGGACUCUUGUUCAGCAUCUGCGAAUUGGCGCCGUCAAGACGACUAUGUUAAUCGCCCUUGCGAGGGCUUUCCAACUCUCACGUCCCUCUGGGGCAGGUUUUGAGGUGAGAGCUCCUGCAGAGCUUGCGAAGCUCAAGAAAGAGGAACUGGCCGUUGUAUGGUCGAAAGCAGAGGAGAUGGUCAAGACCUGUUUCGCAAGACGUCCCAAUUACAACGACCUUGUUCCGGGUCUCCUCGAGGUUGGGGUCUCGGAGGAACUCCUGUUGCGUUGUGAUCUAGCUUUGCAUAUCCCUCUACGACCGAUGUUGGGCAGUAUUACGCGAGACUUGAGCGAGAUGCUCACCAAACUACAAGGCCGCGAUUUCAGCUGCGAGUUCAAAUAUGACGGCCAACGGGCGCAAGUCCAUUGUGACGAACGUGGAAAGGUCUCCAUCUUCUCUCGUCACCUCGAGGUGAUGACCGACAAGUACCCUGACUUGGUCGCCCUGGUUCCUGAGAUUCGUGGUGAUGGAGUAUCUAGCUUCAUUCUGGAGGGAGAAGUUGUCGCAGUGGACAGGGAUACGGGCGGACUCAAGACGUUCCAAACCCUCACCAAUCGCGCCAAGAAAGACGUGGACAUUGGCUCCAUUCAGAUUGACGUGUGCUUAUUUGCGUUCGACCUCAUGUACCUGAAUGGCGAGCCGCUGCUUGAUCGUCCAUUUCGUGAGCGGCGAGGCCUGUUACGCAGCAUGUUUGUCGAGAAAGAACAUCACUUUACAUGGGUUCAAAGCAUCGAUGCGACUUCGGCAGACUCGGAAACCGUUCUCGAGUUCUUUAAAUCUGCGACCGACUACAAAUGCGAAGGCAUCAUGGUUAAAGUCCUGGAUAAUCUUCCCAAUCCCGAUCUCCAGGUUCCCGACAACGACCACCGUCCCCUUGACGAGGAUGAUGAAGCCACUAGCGCCUCGGUGACCCCUAGCAAGAAGGGGAAGAGAUCAAGUAAGAAGGCACAAGCCGAGAAAGAUCAAGAAAAGGAGAAGGGUACCCGCCGCAAAGCUCUGCUUUCAACCUAUGAACCCGACAAGCGCCUGGACUCAUGGCUCAAAGUGAAAAAGGACUAUGCCACCUCGGCCGACACAAUUGACCUAGUCCCAGUAGCUGGCUGGCACGGCCAAGGCCGAAAAGCGAAAUGGUGGUCGCCGAUACUCCUGGCAUGUCGCAACCCCGAAACCGGUUCACUGGAAGUUGUCACAAAGUGCAUAUCAGGCUUCACCGACAAAUUCUACCAAGCGAAUAAAGAGAAAUACGCCGAAGGGGGCAACAACGUUCUGGGUUCAAAGCCAAGUUAUGUCGAGUACCGCGCGUACGAGCCGGACGUGUGGUUCGAGCCACAGGAGGUCUGGGAGAUGGCAUUCGCGGACAUCACGCUUAGUCCGACGUACACAGCUGCCAUAGGGCUUGUCAAUGAAGAUCGAGGCUUGAGCAUGAGGUUCCCGAGGUUCCUUAAGGUCCGAGAAGACAAGAGCAUUGAGGAAGCCAGCACGAAUGAGUUUCUGGCAAGUUUGUAUCGCAAGCAGGAAGCCAGGAUCCAAGCGACUGGACAAGGCGCUGGUGAUGGAGGAGGUGAGGAUGAAGAUUAUCCUGAAGAGUAG